Fonsecaea multimorphosa CBS 102226 is the source of this 1788-nucleotide messenger RNA. RefSeq lists its product as uncharacterized. The transcript has 2 exons. The record is from RefSeq and is a predicted model, not a curated record. The coding region runs from base 1 to 1788 and encodes 595 amino acids. NCBI's taxonomy places the organism in Eukaryota, Fungi, Ascomycota, Eurotiomycetes, Chaetothyriales, Herpotrichiellaceae.
AUGGCCAUACAGUUGGGUAUUUUGCGACGGUAUGGUCUCCAUAUCUUGGCUGUCGUUGGACUGAGCUGCUUUCUUGUCUUGCUGUAUCGCGAUUUCACUCGCGACGCUGACAUUUCGCGCGAUCCCUUGACUGCGCCCCUUGACCUCGAUGUGCCCACUCUCUCCCCAUUGCAACCGCCGCCCAUUGCACCGCGACAAUCGUGCGUGGGACCCAGAGGAAGGUCCGUGCAGAAGAAUCUCGAUGACAAAGUAUGGGCAAGAUCGUUAGACUCGCCCUUUCCGAACCCUGUGGGCGGCUCGUUUGCGGCAUUGGACCUACCUCUUACCUUCAACACUCCGGACUCAAGAUACGGUGCCUAUGGUCAUAAUGAAGAGUUGGAGAGUUACGAGCGAACGCGCGUCCAGUGGAGCUCGGUAAAGUGGGCGGACUUGCAGAAUGAAUGUCUCGCUUCGAACCUGCGUCGUUUCCGCAACCCGGAAAACAUCUCCACGGCGAGAAGGUUUCGCAUGCCUACAAAGACUGGCUUUGAGGAAUUGAAGGCGAGGACAGAUUCCACAGGCCGGUCGGCGAUUGUGCUUCGUACUUGGGAAGGUUACAACUACACCUCCCUAGACUUGUACCAUUUGCGGUCACUGAUCGUCGAGGCUGGGCUGGAUUUGAAUGCGGACAAUGCUGUCUUUCUGUUGGUGGAUGUUAAGGACGAGAAUGGGACGCGACAGAUCUUCCAUGAUUCGCAGAGCUAUGAGACAGCACUGCAAGAUUUGGUGCCUGCCGAAUUUCGAGACAUCGCCGUGCUGUUCAACCUCGACUUACUCAAGUCGUGGUAUCCGCGAAUCUCUGAACAUUCGGCUUUCUUCCAAGUCUACCAGCCUCUUCAACUGUUUGCACAACUCUUCCCUGGCUUUGACCACUACUGGCAGCUUGAGAUGGACAUGAAAUUCACGGGCAACUCCGGGCAGUGGUUGGCCGCCAUGGCAAAAUUUGCAAGGAAGGAGCCCCGGAAACAAUCAAUCGAACGGUCUUCAUAUUAUUAUAUGCCACAAAUCCAUGGAUCUUAUGAAGAGUUCAGAGCAGUCAUCAACGAAAGCCUGGGCGGUGGCGGCAUCUGGGGACCCAUCCGCAUCCCCGAUAUCGAACAUCCCAUCGGGCCUCAACCGCCCGUUGCUGAUCCUCACGAGGACAGUUUCGAGUGGGGUGUUGGGGAGGACGCUGACCUCAUUCUAACAAACGCUUUAGCGGAUGUGAGGACGACCAAGUACUGGCCAUUCAAGGGUUGGAUCCAGGGUUUUCAGCAGGGGGAAGACACCCCGCGAUUCUACAGCCCAGUGGCUAUAGGGAGAUAUUCAUGGAAUCUGCUCAACGCAAUGCAUCACGCCCAGGUCCAUCAGGGUUUGUCUUUGUCGUCAGAGGCGACGGCCGUGUCGUUUGCGCUCUACCACGGACUCAAAGUCGUCUUCCCACCUCAUCCUUGGUACCACCAUCCUCAGGCACCCCGGGAAGUGAGUGUUCAAGAGUUGGAACAACUGUUCAAUGGCGGCUCGCCGACCGACAACGCUCGAGAGAACAAUGGUCUCUCAUUUGGAAAAGCAAUGUACGAUCCUAACGGCGUUUACGAGCUUUUCAAUGGCGGGACGUGGUGGUGGGUGCCCGGCUACCCCGGGAGAACAUUCAAACAAUGGAUGAAUCAUGAUGCAACAAAUAUACCCUCGAUGCUACGUGAAGAUGGAGGCAAUCUUUGGGCGCCUAUGAUGGCUCUACACCCCGUAAAGUCUGGCGCUAACGCAUAA